Penicillium taxi is the source of this 327-nucleotide messenger RNA. Its product is annotated as DASH complex subunit DAD1. Gene Ontology annotation, cellular component: DASH complex; mitotic spindle; mitotic spindle pole body. Lineage: Eukaryota; Fungi; Ascomycota; Eurotiomycetes; Eurotiales; Aspergillaceae. Bases 1 to 327 code for a protein of 108 amino acids. The transcript has 3 exons. The record is from RefSeq and is a predicted model, not a curated record.
AUGGCUUGGCCUGCGACUCCGGGUUCCGGUGGGCGUGCAUCCCCCACUGUCUUUGAGCAGCAACGCGAAGAGCUCGUCCGAGAGAUUGCCGGGGGUAUGGAACAAGUCCUACAAAACAUGAACCGGCUGAACCGUAAUUUAGAGAGCAUUAUCACUGUUGGUAAUGAAUUCAGUUCUGUCGAGGCUCUCUGGUCCCAAUUUGAAAACUUCAUGGCUCGACCAGAGGAAGAGGUCGAAGAUGGUACUGGAAAGCGAAAGGUCAGCGGUGAGAGCGAGAGCCGGGAACCAGUAAUUAAGAAAGAUGAGAACGACUCGAUAACUGGGUAG